AUGAGACUGUCUGUAGAACCCACUGGUUAUCUCAGACAUCGAAUCAGGAUCACUGUACACGGUUCGGUAGAGUCCUGCAUAGUGGUGCUUACUCCUGUCACUUCUGUUGUAUAUCAGACGAAUGUAAUCAGGGACUACUGCCAGACUCUACCACCUUCAAGCACCCUUCACAGACGAGGACAUAAUGUACCUUUAAUAAACUGCCCGUCUUGUGAGCACCACAUCUGUGACGUCAGUAACACCAUCCAGUGUGAAGUUUGUCAAAUUAAAGUUGAACAUCACGGACAACCUCCGAUAGAUACAAAAUGUUUUCAUAUUGGACAUUGUCACUCGGACGAUCAUCAUCAUUGCUGUGAUACUGAAGCUUGUGUUGCUUCCUUUUUUAGGGAAUUGCACAUUACCAACACCACAACCCAUCAAAUAACUUAUACAGAUACAGAUUCUAUGGCACACUGCCCCACCUGCCACGGAGGUGACUGUGACUUUGUCAAUCGAGACACAUGUCACGUGUGUAAAUUCGACUUACAUCCGGGACAUUUACCUCAUGUUCAUUGUUUGAAUGGAAAUGAACAUUGUACUGGUAACCACAACACCCUCUGCUGCAGUGACGAGUCCUGCAUAGCACAUGCAUUUGGAUCAUUCUAUCCCGAUGCUUCAUCUAGACAUCCUACUACAAGCAAAGAAAUCCACGUUACUGAUCCCAAUGUUCACUGCCCCCAUUGUCAUGGAGGAUUCUGUGACUUUGUGAAUCGUGACACGUGUCACGUGUGUAAAUUCGUCCUACAUACCGGGAAGUUGCCACAUGUAGAUUGUCUGAAGGGAAAUUCAACAAAUAUCGUAAAUAAGAGUAUACUCCAGAAUAAAUCGUCCUUGACCAUGGCCAUGUUGACAUUAACGGCAACGCUUAGAGCGAAAGUUGCAGACCGAAGACGGCCUCGAUUUGUCCUGGCAUGUUCAGAGAUUGAAGAAGAAUGUAAACCUAGGAUGUAA
Messenger RNA from Saccostrea cuccullata (small rock oyster), 990 nucleotides. RefSeq lists its product as uncharacterized. The transcript is spliced from 9 exons. The record is from RefSeq and is a predicted model, not a curated record. The coding region runs from base 1 to 990 and encodes 329 amino acids. Lineage: Eukaryota; Metazoa; Mollusca; Bivalvia; Ostreida; Ostreidae.